Aspergillus luchuensis is the source of this 795-nucleotide messenger RNA. Its product is annotated as LOG family protein. The record is from RefSeq and is a predicted model, not a curated record. Gene Ontology annotation, cellular component: cytosol. Gene Ontology annotation, biological process: cytokinin biosynthetic process. Gene Ontology annotation, molecular function: hydrolase activity, hydrolyzing N-glycosyl compounds. Bases 1 to 795 code for a protein of 264 amino acids. The transcript has 2 exons. NCBI's taxonomy places the organism in Eukaryota, Fungi, Ascomycota, Eurotiomycetes, Eurotiales, Aspergillaceae.
AUGAGCUCCGUGAAUGGGACUAAGCCCGCAGUGGUCUGCGUAUUCUGCGGCUCCGUCUCCGGCACCAACCCACGCCACAUGGAAGCGGCACGCCAACUCGCGCACGAAUUCCACAAGAACAACAUCCACCUGGUGUACGGCGGCGGCACAGCAGGUCUAAUGGGCACGAUAGCCCGCGAGCUGGUCAAACUCUCCGGCCCGCAAGCCGUGCACGGCGUGAUCCCGCGCGCAUUAGUAAAGGUAGAACCGGGGUACGACAAUGCAACGGAGCAUCCCGCAGACACAGAUCCAAAUGCAGGAGUCCAGCAAGCGCGGUCCGGCAAGGACGCGGAAAGAAUCAUCCCAGCCGCUAGUACUACUACUACUACUACCACUACCAAUGGCACUACUGCGAAGACAAAGGAGUCUAUGUUCAAGGAAUCCGAGUACGGGACGACCACGAUCGUGGCGGAUAUGCAUGCGCGAAAGCGGCUUAUGGCGACGAAGGUGCAGGAGGGAGGGCCUGGGAGUGGGUUUGUGGCGUUGGCGGGGGGGUUCGGGACGAUUGAGGAGGUGAUGGAGAUGACGACGUGGAAUCAGUUGGGGAUUCAUGGGGCUGGGGUGGUGGUGGUAAAUGUGGAUGGGUAUUGGGAUGGGGUAUUGGCGUGGGUGAGGAAGGCCGUGCAGGAGGGGUAUAUUGGGGAGGAGAAUGGGAGGAUUCUCGUCGAGGUGAAUGAUGUUAAGGAUGUUUGGCCAAGGUUGAAGGGGUAUAGGGUUAGUAAUGGGAGGAUGAGGUUGAAUUGGGGGGAGGAAUAG